Molecule: messenger RNA, 1290 nt
Organism: Oryzias melastigma (Indian medaka)
Lineage: Eukaryota; Metazoa; Chordata; Actinopteri; Beloniformes; Adrianichthyidae
Product: tetraspanin-9
Exons: 9
Coding region: 458-1177 (239 amino acids)
Cellular component (GO): membrane
Source: RefSeq, a predicted model, not a curated record
GAGACUUUAUAUUUUGCAGUUGGAGUUCUGCGGUUGACCACUAGAGGGAUGAUGAGCAAAGUUUGGGCUUCAAGAAUAAAAAAAAAAAAAAAACAUUUAUCUUUCCUUAUUGUUUUUCUAAACUAUUUAAAUGUGAGUAUCUGACUUCACUUUUUAAUUUUAUUUUAUUAGCAUAGUUUUUUGUUUUUUACUCGUUCCCGCCUCCCCCUUUUCUGACUCAGCUAUAUGCUCCGCCCCCGAAGGCGAAGCGUCCUCCUCCCGUCGAAAAAACUUCAAAGCAGCUUCGCAGUUUCCAACAUACAUGAACAUUUCGACAGCGCUCGCGGCUGAGAGGAAGAGCGGCACGUGAAGGUCUCUGCGACGGAAACGUUAGCGGGAAGAUGAGCGCGAGCUCGUAGGAAACGAUCAACCACCUGAGCUGCUGUUUCUGUUUUCAAAGCGUUGUUUUGCUCUCAUCAUGGCGCGCGGCUGCAUCUGCUGCGUCAAGUACAUGCUCUUCCUCUUCAACCUGCUUUUCUGGCUGGGGGGCUGCGGGCUCCUGGGGGUGGGCGUGUGGUUGUCCGUCUCGCAGGGCAGCUUCGCCACUCUGUCCCCCUCCUUCCCCUCGCUCUCCGCCGCCAACCUCAUCAUCACCCUGGGCACGGUCGUCAUGGUGACGGGUUUCUUGGGUUGCCUGGGUGCCAUCAAGGAGAACAAAUGUCUUCUUCUGAGUUUCUUCAUCGUUCUGUUGAUCAUCCUCUUGGCGGAGCUGAUCCUCCUCAUCCUUUUUUUUGUCUACACCGAUAAGGUGAGUGAUAACGCCAAGCGGGACCUAAAAGAAGGGCUGGUUCUGUACACCACGGAGAACAACGCCGGACUGAAAGACGCCUGGAACGCCAUUCAGGGAGAGUGGAUGUGCUGCGGUGUGGUGAACCAUGACGACUGGUACGCCGCCCUGCAGGAGAACGUGGUUCCUGACACCUGCUGCCAGCAGGUCCACCCCGGCUGUGGCAGGAACGCCUCCAACGUCUUCUGGAAGCGGGGCUGCUACGAGAAGAUGGAGGAGUGGUUAGACGACAACAAACACCUGCUGGGAACCAUCGCCAUGUGUGUGCUGGUCAUCCAGCUGCUCGGCAUGGCCUUCUCCAUGACGCUGUACCAGCAGAUCCACCGGACAGGAAAGAAGUUUGAGGCCUGAAGAAAAUCAGCAUCACCUUCAUCUAUGCUCUCAGUUACGUUUGUGAAUAGAAUUAUACGUAUUUUUACACUUAUCGAACAUUCAUAAAAGUUCAAUAAACGUCUCAAAUUAAA